Messenger RNA from Soboliphyme baturini, 1095 nucleotides. The record is from the annotation of a GenBank genome assembly. Lineage: Eukaryota; Metazoa; Nematoda; Enoplea; Dioctophymatida; Soboliphymatidae.
AUGUGCAUCUCUGAAAUGCACUCAGUGGAAGUUGAAUCGCUGGCGGACGAUAUCUGGACUCAGCGAGGGUUUUGGAAACGCUAUGAGGACAUCGUGACGUACAGUGCAUGCCAGGCCACCGAGCUUCAUUAAUAUCGACCACUGAGACUGUUCCUGCGCUUGCUCGGAGGUAUCGGAGCUGGUGACCUUCUCUUGAAGCUUGCGGACGGCCUCGCCGUGUACGAAAGCAGAACCGAACAAUGCGUUGGUUGGGGAUGCCGACCCGACCGAUUUGACCAGCCGGACGGACAGAUGGCCAAGCGAUGUUGUGACCAGAUCGGCGUGUCAAGCGGACAGAACUGGUUUCGUUUCAUUUCAUGUCCAUCGGUCUGCGCUGGCCGCCGCCAUCCGUGUGCCCUGUACCCUGUUUUUGGAGCGUGUGGCGGCUACGACAGUCAUAAAAACAGUUGUCUAACGGCGAAUCGUCACAAUUUUUUUCUCUUUGCACAGGCUGAACGCUUAUUACUAAUACCAACGUUGGCUGGAAUGCGAAGAAAGCGGAAGCAGGCUGUUAAGGAACCACAGAAGCCAUUGCCGCUAGAAGUAGAGGCGCCAAGUCACGAACAGAGUCGACCCGCAGUUUCGUCAUAUUUUUACUUGCCUGCCUACAUCGAGCAGCCGAUAUGUUUCGGCCCAACGACUGCGUCGAACAACACGGCUAGUUUUAGACGAAGUUCCGCUUCGACCAUGUGCGCCAUCAGACCCCAUGCAGGCUCCACUCCCGACAUUAGUGCCGAGGAACGAACUUCGCUGUUUGCGGCUAAUGAAGAAGCGACGCCUAUCACUGUCAUUCGCGCUAUCAUUACCGUGACGGUCGAGUACGCCUGGCCAUGUGCUGUACUCAGUGGUCAGUUGCGCGAGGACGUCGCCUUUGACAACACAGUGUCACCUGUAAAUGAGGUUGUGACGGACCUAGGCGACAGUGGUAUUCAGCGUCGCCUGUUUGACAUCCAUGUGACAGACCAGGCUUCUAUCCGAUACUUGUUGCGCGAAAUGGCCGCUCUGCUUAAGCUCAAGAGUCCUCUUCCCUGGGAGGCUCACUUCUGUGACCUCUAG